Messenger RNA from Bolinopsis microptera, 8561 nucleotides. RefSeq names its product mucin-2-like. The record is from RefSeq and is a predicted model, not a curated record. Gene Ontology annotation, cellular component: extracellular region. The transcript has 24 exons. The coding region runs from base 1 to 8289 and encodes 2762 amino acids. Lineage: Eukaryota; Metazoa; Ctenophora; Tentaculata; Lobata; Bolinopsidae. Gene Ontology annotation, molecular function: peptidase inhibitor activity; protein binding.
AUGCCCUCAACUGAAAGGCUCUCAACUGAAAUGCCCUCAACUGAAAGGCAGUCAACUGAAAGGCCCUCAACUGAAAGGCCCUCAACUGAAAGGCCCUCAACUGAAAGGCCCUCAACUGAAAGGCCCUCAACUGAUAAAACCCAGUUUACCAGUGAAACUGAAAAGACCACUAAACUACCAGCAGAUGAUACUUCAACAUCAGAAUUUGUAAUCGGAGAUGAAGUAACCACAGCUUCUAUUGAAGAUGUUUCAACACCUUCUAUCCCUGAAGAUCCAACGACACCUUCUGUCCCUGUAGUUCCAACGACUCCUCCAGCCCCUGAAGAUCCAACAAGUCUUACCGCCGCUGAAACUACAGAGGGUAACAAAGUAGAGGAUCCUACCACCCCCGGUUUUAGGAUCCCCACUUCAUCCUCCCUGUCAUCAACCCCCACAGCCGCUCUAAACCCAGAUGACUUGAAGGAAACCAAAACGUUUGAUUUCUCCUUGAAGGCAGAGGUAACCUCGACCCCAGGAGUUUCAACCAGUAAAACGGAGUUUCACAGUUCAGAGUUCCUCAUAGCUGGCUGGAGUGGGUGGACAGAGUGUUCUGUGCUCUGUGGAGGAGGAGUGCAGGAGCGUACCAAGGCGUGUAUAGGACGGUUCUGCAACGAUAACACUCUGUUACGAGAGGAGAGGAUAUGUAACACCCGACCAUGCCCUGAUGCAGACUGUCCUGGUGAAAAUAUGUUCAGAUGUGGUGACGCCACAGCCAGGUGUAUAAGUCACGAGUUUGUUUGCGACGGUUACGUGGAUUGCUUUGAUCUGUCAGAUGAGCUGGGGUGUAUCUCUAGAAACGACAUUUCUGUCUACCCGCAACUGCAGGUAACAAAGGAAGAAUCCUCGGCCUCCUUCUCAGUAAUCUUUACGACGAUACGAAAGAGCGUGUCUCGCAGAUAUUGUGGAGUGUCCAUGAGGAUGCAGGUAACAUUUAACGACGGAACAGUAAAUAACGGUAGAGCGCGUCUAGAAGUGGUAGAAGCGGGCGAGUCAGCGAACGAAGUAACUUUCCACUACUCUGAUAGCGACCCCACCCCUACCCCGCACGGAGACCUCACAACUGGCCCGAUAUCUACGGAGGAGACAAGUAGUGGGCGAGUUAGUGAGAGUGUGCACGCUACCAGCCCGCCCUCAGAGAAUUCUAGUGUGUUCUUCGCUGACGGAGACGCUGAUGGUACCGGGUCUGACUUGUGUGACAUAUCCUGUGAGGAGGGAGCUACCCCGGACUCCGAGUGUACGCGCUGCAUUUGUGGAGAUCACGUGCUCUUUAUCUACAUCACCUCCAAACAACAGGAUAAGAUACAGGGAGCCACAGUGUACGUGUCCCCUCACGGAGAGAGUAUAAUAGGGGAGAGUAACAGUGACGGCUGGGUCAUGUUAGUGGGACUCUGCCAGAACCAGGGUGAUCUUAUCAUUCACAAAAACGGCUACGAAGACUACUUCAUGUACGGAGACAGAUCAGCCCCCCAACCUGGGUACUCAGCUGUCAUGGUAACGUUACAAGAGAAACAAACCUACGUAACAGCUCCCAACUCUCCUGCUAAUCUUUACAGAGGAGUCUUCCAGGUGUCCAACAUGGAGUACAGCGAGGAUCUAGAUUCUCCUUACAAUCUGGAGUACCAGGCCCUACAUCAACUCUACAUGAAGCAGCUACACAAGCUUUACCAAGGUUACAUGGUUAAAGUGAGAGAUGUUUACUUCCUUGAUCCGAAGGAUACAAAGGAUACAAAGGAUACAAGUGAAGAAGGGCUGAUAGUACAGUUCCAGCUGGUAGUGAUCCCGGGAGAGUCAGCAGAUUCUCUAGAACAGGUGCUUCAGGAUAUGGUGUCCUCUGGGAAACUAGGAGAUACUAUAUUGGUCGUCAACUAUUUCUACAAGUUCUUCAAGGUUCCGGAAGAGUCUGUGAUUUCUACGGAGGCUGUUCCAACUGAAACCUCAAUUUCUGAAAAUUGUGAAAAUAAGUGGGGUAAUGAUAACUGUGUUUGGUUUGCUGAGCGCUACUUCGCCAAGUUCAUCAGCUGGUGUAAAGACAGAGCUGUCUCUGACUCAAAGUGUCAGAAAUUAUGUAACAACUGUCACAAGGAAGCUGAUGUUGUUAACGCAGAAAGCUCAACUACCGCGAGCAUAACAGAAAAAGAGUCAACCGCGUUCGCCUCCCAACUGGAUCUAGGCUCACCCGAACCAACCUCCAACGGCGACUCCAGCUGGGAUAUAGCCAGCUCAGUUAUUAAUGAUGUGGAGGGUGGAGAUGUAACCAGUGAGCAAGGUUACUACACCUUCACCACAAGUCAGGAAACAACAGAAGAAACAACAGAAGAAACAACAGAAGAAACAACAGAAGAAACAACAGAAGAAACAACAGAAGAAACAACAGAAGAAACAACAGAAGAAACAACAGAAGAAACAACAGAAGAAACAACAGAAGAAACAACAGAAGAAACAACAGAAGAAACAACAGAAGAGGAUGAAGUAACUAGUCCUCCCAGCACUACUGUGCCGGUUAAGAGUGUGAUUGGAGAAAACCCAACUCUUACAACUGAAGAGAUAGUGUAUGAAACGAUAACCUCUGAUAAAUCAGAUCCAGGAACUGGCAGCACAACUGAACUUUGUGGGUGUGACGGAUCCGGCGUCGUCACCUUACCUCCUGCUUCUGAAACUCCUGAUGACACCCCUGCUUCUCCUCGAGCAACAGCGGAUGUUAGCACAACAGAUGCCACCACUCCUCAAUCAACAGAGGAUAUUGGCACAACAGAUGCCACCACUCCUCGAGCAACAGAGGAUGUUAGUAGAGAAUAUGACACUUCUCCUUGGCUAACAGAAGAUAUUAGCACAAGAGAUGCCAUCACUCCUAGAUCAACAGAAGAUAUUAGUACAAGAGAUGUCACCACUCCUCGGCCAUCAGAAGAUAUUAGCACAGAAGAUGCCACAACUCCUCGAGCAACAGAGGAUGUUAGCACAGAAGAUGCCACCACACCUCGAGCAACAGAGGAUGUUAGCACAGAAGAUUCCACUACACCUCGAGCAACAGGGGAUGUUAACACAGAAGAUGCCACUACACCUCGAGCAACAGGGGAUGUUAGCACAAGAGAUGCCACCACUCCUAGGUCAACAGAAGAUGUUAGCACAAAAGAUACCACCACUCCUAGGCCAACAGAGGAUGUUAGCACAGAAGAUGCCACAACUCCUCGAGCAACAGAGGAUGUUAGCACAGAAGAUGCCACCACACCUCGAGCAACAGAAGAUGUUAGCACAGAAGAUUCCACCACUCCUCGAUCAACAGAGGAUGUUAGCACAACAGAUGCCACCAUUCCCCGAUCAACAGAGGAUGUUAGCACAGAAGAUGCCACCACUCCUAGGCCAACAGACGAUGUUAGCACAGAAGAUGCCACCACUCCUAGGCCAACAGACGAUGUUAGCACAGAAGAUGCCACCACACCUCGAUCAACAGAGGAUGUUAGCACAAGAGAUGUCACCACUCCUCGGCAAACAGAGGAUGUUAGCACAGACGAUGCCAGCACUCCUCGAGCAACAGAUGAUGUUAGCACAAAAGAUGCCACCACACCUCGAGCAACAGAGGAUGUUAGCACAAGAGAUGCCACCACUCCUAGGUCAACAGACGAUGUUAGCACAGAAGAUGCCACCACUCCUAGGCCAACAGACGAUGUUAGCACAGAAGAUGCCACCACACCUCGAUCAACAGAGGAUGUUAGCACAAGAGAUGUCACCACUCCUCGGCAAACAGAGGAUGUUAGCACAGACGAUGCCAGCACUCCUCGAGCAACAGAUGAUGUCAGCACAGAAGAUGCCACCACACCUCUAGCAACAGAGGAUGUUAGCACAGAGGAUGCCACUACUCCUAGGCCAACAGAGGAUGUUACCACGGAAGAUGCCACCACUCCUAUGCCAACAGAGGAUGUUACAACAGAAGAUGCUACCACUCCUCGAGCAACAGAGGAUGUGAGCACAGAAGAUGCCACCACACCUCGAGCAACAGAGGAUGUUAGCACUCCUAGGCCAACAGAGGAUGUUAGCACUCCUAGGCCAGCAGAGGAUGUUAGCACAGAAGUUGCCACCACUCCUAGGCCAACAGAGGAUGUUAGCACAAAAGAUUCCACCACUCCUCGAGCAACAGAGGAUGUGAGCACAGAAGAUGCAACCACACCUCGAGCAACAGAGGAUGUUAGCACUCCUAGGCCUGCAGAGGAUGUUAGCACAGAAGUUGCCACCACUCCUAGGCCAACAGAGGAUGUUAGCACAAAAGAUUCCACCACUCCUCGAGCAACAGAGGAUGUGAGCACAGAAGAUGCAACCACACCUCGAGCAACAGAGGAUGUUAGCACAGAGGAUGCCACCACUCCUAGGCCAACAGAGGAUGUUAGCACAGAAGAUGCCACCACACCUCGAGCAACAGAGGAUGUUAGCACAAAAGAUACCACCACUUCUCGGCAAACAGAGGAUGUUAUCACAAGAGAUACCACCACUUUUCGAUCAAUAGAGGAUGUAAGUACAGAACGACGGGGCACUAGUGUCAUUAAAACCACAUCGGUAACACCACAAUUCCCAAGCACAGAAAAGAACAAAAUGCUCUCCAGUCCCGCGAGUGUGUCUCUUGACAACUUAGAGGAACAAAAAGUAACUGAACGUGUUACUGUUACUGCACCAGUUUCAGUACCCUCCUCAACUGGUCGAUCUACUCGAUACAUUCCGACUGAACUAUGGUCAACACAAGGGAUAACGUUGUCUACUGAAGAAUCUUCAUCACAUGGGGAAACACUAUAUCCCCGAACUAUUAUCCCAUCCACUCCUAGCCCAACAAAGGAUGUAAGCACAGAAGAUGCCACCACACCUCGAGCAACAGAGGAUGUAAGCACAGAGGAUGCCACCACUCCUCGAGCAACAGAGGAUGUGAGCACAGAAGAUGCCAUCACAUCUCGAGCAACAGAGGAUGUUAGCACUCCUAGGCCAACAGAGGAUGUGAGCACUCCUAGGCCAACAGAGGAUGUUAGCACUCCUAGGCCAACAGAAGAUGCUAGCACAGAAGAUGCCACCACUCCUAGGCCAACAAAGGAUGUUAGCACAGAAGAUGCCACCACUCCUCGAGCAACAGAGGAUGUGAGCACAGACGAUGCCACCACUCCUAGGCCAACAGAGGAUGUUAGCACAGAAGAUGCCACAACUCCUAGGCCAACAGAGGAUGUUAGCACAGAAGAUGCCACCACUCCUAGGCCAACAGAGGAUGUUACCACAGAAGAUGCCACCACUCCUAGGCCAACAGAGGAUGUUACCACAAAAGAUGCCACCACACCUCGAGCAGCAGAGGAUGUUAGCACAGAGGAUGCCACCACUCCUAGGCCAACAGAGGAUGUUAGCACAGAAGAUGCCACAACUCCUCGAGCAACAGAAGAUGUUAGCACAGAGGAUGCCACCACUCCUAGGCCAACAGAGGAUGUUAGCACAGAAGAUGCCACCACUCCUCGAGCAACAGAGGAUGUGAGCACAGAAGAUGCCACCACACCUCGAGCAACAGAGGAUGUUAGCACUCCUAGGCCAACAGAGGAUGUUAGCACAGAAUAUGCCACCACUCCUAGGCCAACAGAGGAUAUUAGCACAGAAGAUGCCACCACUCCACGAGCAACAGAGGAUGUGAGCACAGAAGAUGCCAUCACAUCUCGAGCAACAGAGGAUGUUAGCACUUCUAGGCCAACAGAGGAUGUGAGCACUCCUAGGCCAACAGAGGAUGUUAGCACUCCUAGGCCAACAGAAGAUGUUAGCACAGAAGAUGCCACCACUCCUAGGCCAACAAAGGAUGUUAGCACAGAAGAUGCCACCACUCCUCGAGCAACAGAGGAUGUGAGCACAGAGGAUGCCACCACUCCUAGGCCAACAGAGGAUGUUAGCACAGAAGAUGCCACCACUCCUAGGCCAACAGAGGAUGUCACCACAGAAGAUGCCACCACUCCUAGGCCAACAGAGGAUGUCACCACAGAAGAUGCCACCACUCCUAGGCCAACAGAGAAUGUUACCACAAAAGAUGCCACCACACCUCGAGCAACAGAGGAUGUUACCACAGAAGAUGCCACCACUCCUAGGCCAACAGAGGAUAUUACCACAGAAGAUGCCACCACACCUAGGCCAACAGAGGAUGUUACCACAGGAGAUGCCACCACUCCUAGGUCAACAGAGGAUGUUACCACAGAAGAUGCCACCACUCCUAGGCCAACAGAGGAUAUUAGCACAGAAGAUGCCACAACUCCUAGGCCAACAGAGGAUGUUACCACAGAAGAUGUCACUACACCUCGAGCAACAGAGGAUGUUACCACAAAUGAUGCCACCACUCCUAGGCCAACAGAGGAUGUUACCACAGAAGAUGCCACUACUCCUAGGCCAACAGAGGAUGUUACCACAGAAGAUGCCACCACACCUCGAGCAACAGAGGAUGUUACCACAGAAGAUGCCACCACUCCUAGGCCAACAGAGGAUAUUACCACAGAAGAUGCCACUACUCCUAGGCCGACAGAAGAUGUUACCACAGAAGAUUCCACCACUCCUCGAGGAACAGAGGAUGUGAGCACAGAAGAUGCCACCACACCUCGAGCAACAGAGGAUGUUAGCACUCCUAGGCCAACAGAGGAUGUUAGCACUCCUAGGCCAACUGAGGAUGUUAGCACAGAAGAUGCCACCACUCCUAGGCCAACAAAGGAUGUUACCACAGAAGAUGCCACCACUCCUCGAGCAACAGAGGAUGUUACCACAGAAGAUGCCACCACUCCUAGGCCAACAGAGGAUGUUACCACAGAAGAUGCCACCACUCCUAGGCCAACAGAGGAUGUUACCACAGAAGAUGCCACCACUCCUAGGCCAACAGAGGAUGUCACCACAGAAGAUGGCACCACUCCUAGGUCAACAGAGGAUGUUACCACAGAAGAUGCCACCACUCAUAGGCCAACAGAGGAUGUUACCACAGAAGAUGCCGCUACACCUCGAGCAACAGAGGAUGUUACCACAGAAGAUGCCACCACUCCUAGCCCAACAGAGGAUGUUACCACAGAAGAUGCCACUACUCCUAGGCCAACAGAGGAUGUUAGCACAGAAGAUGCCACAACUCCUAGGCCAACAGAGGAUGUUAGCACAGAAGAUGCCACCACACAUCGAGCAACAGAGGAUGUUAGCACAGAAGAUACCACCACUCCUCGAGCAACAGAGGAUGUUAGCACAGAAGAUUCCACCACUCCUCGAGAAACAGAGGAUGUGAGCACAGAAGAUGCCACCACACCUCGAACAACAGAGGAUGUUAGCACAGAGGAUGCCACCACGCCUCGGCCAACAGAGGAUGCCAGCACAGCGGACGCCACCACUCCUCAGCCAACAGAAGAUGAUAGCACAACAGUUCUUCCUACAAAAGAUAUCACUGUAGUAACGGGGCGUGUAACUACAACAACUAUAGUCCCAGCUACAACUGGAGAGAUCACAGAUUAUGUCUCUACUGCUCCGACAGGUGGAAGUUUGGAACCGGAGUGUAAGGAUCAGAACGCGUAUUGUUCAGCGUGGGCAGAGCGCGGGUACUGUUCUAACCAGUACCUCAUUUACAACUGUCAUCUCUCCUGUAACCUCUGUCCUAAAGUGAGUAGAAAGCUUGUGACAACACCAAAACCAGAAGAACCAAUCACAGAGAAGAUAACAGCACGUGAUUUAACAGAAAGAGAAUCUCUUACUUACACUUACAGUACACCAAAUCCCUCGUCCACUGGUGCACGUGAUGCCUCGUGCAAUCUAAGGUGUGAAAAGGGAAUGAUCCCGGACUCCCAAUGUGAGAUUUGUACUUGUGUUGUUAAAGAAUACUCGUUUAAAGUAACGGACUACAGCCAGAACCCUCUCUCUCACACAGACGUGUUUGUGUCGGAGGACAACACAAAAGUAAAGGUUGGUACAACAGACGAAGAGGGUCACAUAACUGCCCAGCUAAAAGAGAUGUGUCAGAAUGAUCUUGUUUUUGAGAACAGACCUGUUUACAAGAUGAUAGAGCGGAGAAUGAAGCCUAGGAAGUCCGACUCUAAGACUGUUUACAACAUUUACAUGUCUCUUGAUGGAAACACCAAGUGCCCGGCUUCUACAGACUACUCCAAGUGUGAUUCUACCCCCUCACAUUCCUGUGAAUCUGACUACGAUUGUGGAGACGUCAGAGGAAAGUGCUGUCUUGCUGACUGCAAAUACUCUUGUGUAUCCCCAGAAAAUCUGGUGUUCGGAAGUUAAUACAUAACACAACUGCUUGAGAAAUGAGAGGCACAAGAAAACAAAAGGACCCUCGACUUAAUAUAAGUCUGUUCAUCAACCGUUUAAACAGGUGUUACGCGUUACACAUCACGCGUUACACAAUACGUACACAUCAUCUGUCAGAUAAUUGAGGUGCGCCGGGGUGGACAGACCUAUAUGUUUUUUAUCGAAGGAUUGAGAAUAGCUUAACCAUUAGGAAUUUACUUUUUCACAUUUUAAUAAUGAAUAAACAAACUGAUGAUUUGUACCAA